AUGACGUCCGAUGAGGACAAGGAGACCGCCCCUGUGAGGCAUACUCAGGCGCUGUUGAACGCGUCGAGCAGAACUGGUUCUCGGCCACAAAAGCGGCUCCAGACGGAGACAGAAUCUGUGCCAAAUAAAAAGUCUCGUUCAUCACUUGGGCAUUCUAGGUCCCACUGGGGCCACAGUUCGAACUCCCAUGCUUCGCGGCCGCAAGAGCAGCGGAACCGCAGUAGAAUCUCCACGGUCAUCCAGCCGCUGCGACAGAGUGCAGCAGAAGUGGUGGACCUCACAGUGGACGAAGACGAGCCAACUGUUGUGCCAACAACUUCCUCUAGAGUGGACUCCCAGGCUGCGAAUUCUGCUUCGGACGGGGGUCCCAAUGCCACAACAUCAGAGCAGGUCUCUGACGUAGUUUCUAGCAUCUCCAACAGCCAGUCCUCAUUGGUACCGGAGCCUUUGGUUGUUCUCACCAACAGCGGUACUGCUGGAAAUUCGGCAGGAGACGACGCAAGAGGAAAUGCCUCAAGUGCAACACUGGAACCCGGCCCUCCGGCGAUGCCAAGGCUGCCCUCGUGCUGCCCCCAGCAUUCCCCGUGUGGCGGCUCUUCGCAGAGCCACCACGGCCUGGGGCACCCUCACGCCAGCUGCUUCCAGCAGCACAGCCACCACUUCCAGCACCAUCAGCACCACCCCCACAACCCCCACGCCAGCGUCCCGCUCUCGCCGCCGUUCAGCGAGGCCAGCUGCCCCGUCGAAAGGCCUCCUCCAGUGCCGGCACCUGGCGGGCCAAGCAGCAGUUCUGGCACCACUUACCACGACCAGCAGGCCUUGCCGGUAGACUUGAGCAGCAACGGCAUCAGGAAUCACGGCAGCGGCUCUUUCCACGGAGCGUCGGCCUUUGACCCCUGCUGCCCAGGGUCCUCCUCCCGAACAGCCAUCUACGGGCACCAGGCCGGGGCUGCUCCGAGCCAGCCCAUCGCCAUUGACGGAUACAGCGCCAACCUGGUGGCCCAGGCCCAGCCUCCGCCCCCACCCCAGGCUUCGUUGUCCUCUUGCCGGCAUUUCAUGCACGCACCUUAUGCGUCUCUGACUCGACCGCUUCACCAUCAGGCCGCCGCCUGCCCCCAUUCCCACGGGAACCCCCCUCCCCCAGCUCCCUCGCAGCCCCCGCAGCCUCCCCCUCAAGUAGACUACGUCAUCCCCCACCCUGUCCACCCCUUCCACCCUUCCAUCUCCUCGCAUGCCGCCUCCCACCCCGUCCCCCCUCCGCCCCCGCCCCACCCAUUGGCCAAUGCCGCGGCCCUGAUCCCGCAGCCCCUGCCCACCACCCACCAGUCCCUGUCCCAUCAUAUCCCUGCCACGGCACCUUCGGCCCAGAGGCUGCACCCGCGUGUGAUCCAGCGGCUGAGGGUCCAUCUGCAGAGAAUGAUGCAGCACCCAACGCGAGCACACGAACGGCCUCCACCACAUCCUCACCGAAUGCAUCCCAACUACGGCCACGGGCAUCACAUCCAUGUACCCCAGACGAUGUCGUCGCACCCGCGCCAGGCGCCAGAGAGAUCCGCCUGGGAACUGGGAAUCGAAGCAGGAGUGACAGCAGCUACCUACCCGCCAGGCCCGUUACACCCUCACUAUCACACGCCUCCUCGACUUCACCAUUUGCAAAUCGGUGCCCUUCCUUUAAUGGCAGGCCCUUUCAGGGGCAAUUUUGAGGAAUUAAUUCAUCUGGAAGAACGUCUAGGAAAUGUGAAUCCCGGAGCUUCCCAAGGAACGAUUGAAAGGUGCACAUAUCCACACAAAUACAAAAAGGGUGAGCAUUUCUCAGAGAGGAAACUGCACUGCAAACAAGAUGGGGAGGAAGGAACUGAGGAAGAUACAGAGGAAAAGUGUACCAUUUGUUUAUCUAUAUUAGAGGAAGGUGAAGAUGUCAGGCUCCUGCCGUGUAUGCAUCUUUUCCACCAAGUGUGCGUGAAUCAGUGGUUGAUCACAAACAAGAAGUGCCCCAUUUGCAGAGUGGACAUUGAGGCUCAGCUGCCAAGCGAGAGUUGACACCCUUUUGCCUAAAACCUCUUGCUUUAGUGACCUCCGCAAACUUGCAGGCAAGAUUAUCUGCUUUAGAAAGUAGAAUUGUGUGGUCUUUUAUUUUUUUGUUUUUAUUUUUUACAUAGAGUCAAGCUUUUCAGAGUAUGAUUUCACUCAUU
This is a messenger RNA of Elgaria multicarinata webbii, 2192 nucleotides long. Its product is annotated as E3 ubiquitin-protein ligase Arkadia-like. Gene Ontology annotation, molecular function: ubiquitin protein ligase activity. Gene Ontology annotation, biological process: ubiquitin-dependent protein catabolic process. The record is from RefSeq and is a predicted model, not a curated record. Lineage: Eukaryota; Metazoa; Chordata; Lepidosauria; Squamata; Anguidae.